Messenger RNA from Aspergillus welwitschiae, 1020 nucleotides. RefSeq lists its product as uncharacterized. Bases 1 to 1020 code for a protein of 339 amino acids. Lineage: Eukaryota; Fungi; Ascomycota; Eurotiomycetes; Eurotiales; Aspergillaceae. The transcript has a single exon. The record is from RefSeq and is a predicted model, not a curated record.
AUGUCGCCAAACAUCAACCUCGACCGCCGAGGCGAGUACAUUAACGAGCUGAGGACCAUCUACUCCGUCGUGACAACAAUCUACGCAUCCACCCAAUCAACAUCCGAACCAACAUCAACACAAGACCCAUUAAUAACAGCCACCGCGGGAGUAGUCUCCAGCAUCGACUCUGACGAUACAACCUCCUCCACUACCGCUCCCACGACAUUCUCAGAUGACGAUACCGCCACAACAACAUCCCAACAACCCAACGUCGUCACAGUAACAGAAACCCGUCUCGUCUCGACAAUGUAUAUGACCUCAGUAGCAACGCAAGCAUCUUCCCCCAAUCAUAAUAGUACAGCUGGUCUAUCCCCCGUCGCGAAGGCCGGAAUAGGAGUCGCGGUGCCCAUCGCUGUUGCUAUCAUCGCGCUUCUCAUAUUGGCGUGGUUCCAGAGGUUCAGAAAAAGAAGACAACAGAUGGGUGGAACAAAUAGCGAAGAAAGCGGACAGGACACAACUAUUCAGCAUGCAGAAGGGAAGAACCAAGAUAUAAUUCAGAACACUACGGCUCUACUCCCAGAGAUCGAUGGUGCGCCACUCAACGAAUCCGAUAGUCGGCCGGUACAUAGCUCGGCUGAUCGGCCUGUAUUCGAGCUAAGUACUGGGUCUGUUCGCAAGCCGAGGCGGGGUGAUCCGGAGAUUGGAUCUGGGGCUGCAGUGAUAGAUGGGGUGAAUGCUAAGCAGGGUGCUAGUGGUGGUGAGGUAGCUUCAUCAGCCUCGGCUACAUUAGGCGAAGCGCCGGCUGAACUAUCGUCUGAUGGCGUUAGGGACGGGGAGUCGAUAGCGUCGGUGGUGGCUUAUGAAAGGAUGAGUCCGUCAGAGUUGCAGGAGGAAUUAGCGAGGGUGGCGAGGAGUAGAGAGCGAUUGCAGUAUUUACAGAUGUUAGAGGAGAGGGAGGAUAUGAUUCGGAGGGUGCUUGCGGGGCAUGGGGAGGAUGCGGUCUCAGGGGCUGAGAGCCGAAGAAACGGCGGUGGGUGA